AUGCCAUCACGAAUCUCUCCCUCGCCGAGACGCACCCUGUCUGCGACGACGAGACCAGGAGAAACAUGGAGAAUCGCGAAGACUGAUCGCCAUGCACCCCAAUGCUCAUUCUCCGAUCAGGAGAUAUUCGAGAUCAUUGCCGAUAUUCGAAGAACUCCCCUGACAAGCCGCCUAUCCGAGGUACCACUGAAGAAGCGCGCUUCACUACACCUAAACUUCUACGACGGCCGAGAAGAUCCCAAGCAGUGGAUCACAUCCUUCAUGACGGCCAUGAGAAGACAGAAAUAUCACAUCGCCGGAAGAACAAAGCGCGCACUUCUGCCAAGCCCUCGCCGAACACUUGCGCGGCGACGCCCUAACAUGGUUCAGCAACCUCCGUGCCGACUCCAUCGACAGCUUCGACGAUCUAGCAGCCGCUUUCCUAAAGCAACACCUCCGUUUCGCACUAGACGACCUCGUCUUUUGCAAAACCGAUGA
Molecule: messenger RNA, 477 nt
Organism: Microthlaspi erraticum
Lineage: Eukaryota; Viridiplantae; Streptophyta; Magnoliopsida; Brassicales; Brassicaceae
Source: the annotation of a GenBank genome assembly